AUGUUCUAUUUAUCAUACUUCAAUAGGACUAGAAAGGUUCAGUUGCAUGAUAUAAAUACUCUUAUAUUUAGGAGGCAUUCAUCCUCAAAGAGAUGGCAGGCACGUCAGCUUAGAGAUCAGUUCACAAAAGCUGCAGCAGUGCAAGGAUUAAAGAGUCGAGCUGCAUUCAAAUUAUUACAGAUUGAUGAGAAGUACCGCAUAUUCAAGAACGGGCAAACAGUUGUUGACCUGGGAUACGCUCCGGGCUCGUGGUCUCAGGUGGCUGCAACUCGUACCCAGCCAAAUGGACGGGUUCUCGGCGUGGAUAUAAUUCCAGCACAACCACCCAAAGGUGUCUCUACAAUACAAGGCAACUUUUUAGACCCCGAGAUCCAGGCCUACGUCCAAGAGUUCUUGCGGGACCCCCAAAGGGGCAGACCACGCGCCCUCGGCCAAUUUCCGGCUGCUAUGCACCACAAUCAAGUAUUGAUUUCAACGACUAUCAACAAUUCUCUCUUGGGCGAGAGGUCCGAGGCGGAUCUGAGGAUUGAUUCUCAGAAUGACCAUGCAUCAGGAAGGACUGUAGACGUGGUUCUAAGUGAUAUGUCAGCACCCUGGUAUCAAACCACUGGGUUCUGGAAGAGAAGUUUAAGUGACCCUUAUAAUAGGAUGAUGAACACAAGCGGCAUGAGCUUCCGAGACCACGCUGGUUCAAUGGAUCUUUGCCGUGCUGCAUUGCGAUUCAGCUAUGACACUCUGAAGGCUGGGGGUCACUUCGUGUGCAAGUUCUAUCAAGGAGCAGAAGACAAAGACUUAGAAAAACAACUCAAGGCACUCUUUCAAAAAGUUCACAGGAUCAAACCAGAGUCUUCGCGCACUGUAAGCGCCCAAAAGCUCCAAAGAAAGUUGGCACUGUUAUGUACUAAUUUCUUUUGGGGUAGGAAUCCAAAGAAGCGUUCUUUGUUGGUCUUGAUAGAAAGUACGAUGCGCUAA
Molecule: messenger RNA, 972 nt
Organism: Aspergillus clavatus NRRL 1
Lineage: Eukaryota; Fungi; Ascomycota; Eurotiomycetes; Eurotiales; Aspergillaceae
Product: 21S rRNA (uridine(2791)-2'-O)-methyltransferase MRM2
Exons: 5
Coding region: 1-972 (323 amino acids)
Biological process (GO): RNA methylation
Cellular component (GO): mitochondrion
Molecular function (GO): rRNA (uridine-2'-O-ribose)-methyltransferase activity
Source: RefSeq, a predicted model, not a curated record